Molecule: messenger RNA, 408 nt
Organism: Anisakis simplex (herring worm)
Lineage: Eukaryota; Metazoa; Nematoda; Chromadorea; Rhabditida; Anisakidae
Source: the annotation of a GenBank genome assembly
GGUUUCUAUCGUGUUUGGUAUGAUGCAGAUACUUGGGCACCCAUCUUGAAUCAACUUCAAGACGACCCACUCGUUUUUGAUGAACUCACUAGAGCACAGUUUCUAUCGGAUGCAAUCGCAUUGCAACAGAGAGGAUCUCUGGAUUGGAACAGAGUUAUGGAUAUAGUUGCUACGCUGCAGAAAGAAGGUGAGUUGGCCGCAUGGUACACAUUCAAACCGACGUUGGAGCUCUUCAUGGAGAUGUUCCAGAAUACGGAUGUUUGGGACAAAUUGACAGCAUUCAUCGGCAGGAUUAUCAGUGAGCAAUACAGUUCGUUGGGAUGGCAAAAAACUGGUGAUUGGAGUCACGAGAAUGCGGACGGCUGGAUGUCGUCCCUCAAAACGCACUUCAUUUUGAUGGCAUCAUGA